Messenger RNA from Sparassis crispa, 2127 nucleotides. RefSeq lists its product as hypothetical. NCBI's taxonomy places the organism in Eukaryota, Fungi, Basidiomycota, Agaricomycetes, Polyporales, Sparassidaceae. The coding region runs from base 1 to 2127 and encodes 708 amino acids. The record is from RefSeq and is a predicted model, not a curated record. The transcript has 6 exons.
AUGGCGCAGACGGCUCAAGAUGACGGCCUUCAGCGCGUCUCUAACAAAAAGCGUAAAAAGGUCGCUCCAAAAAAUACGACCAGAACGCGAACUCCAUGGAGGUCCAGGACGAAGCGCAAGGCAGUGGUGCAGACACCUGCCCAGAAGGCAUACCUGAAAGGGAAGAGGUAUGAAUGUAAGGAGACGUAUGUGGAGGCGCUUCGCGAAGCCCGUGAUGUGAUAUGGCAGCAAGCAGCGCGCCUGCAGGAGCGCUUCGGUCCUCACAAUAUUGAGUACUACCACCAGGAGGUCAUGCAGUGCUCUCGCCUUGUCUCAUUGAAGAGAAAAGUGAGCCGCUGGAAUGUCUUCCAGCGCAUGGAAGUUCAGCGCAUGAAUCAAGCCCUGCCAGCGGGUAUGCCGCACAAGAAAGCUUCUGCGUACAUGGCGGAGAUAUCGGCAACAUGGAAUGUCAUGAGCGAAGCUGACAAGAUGAGGGCGACGGCCAAGCAUAAUGCCCCCAUCAACGCGUUCCAUGAUGCUCGUUCUACUCUCAACAACAUAUCCCGUGAGCUCGAAGGCUUAAGUCAACGUACCGGCACCGAGACUUUACUUUUUGCAGUUCGCUCAAGCACGGACCAGUAUAACCAGCCCUUCAUCUAUGCUAGCAACGAUCGCCUUCCUGAGUACUUCUACCUGAAGACAAAAACCGACAUCCUGAUGUUUGCCAUCAAGAUGGAAUCCUAUGGCAUCUCCGGCGUGGAAGGAGUUGUGAUGAAUCAUGUCGAGAAGAUACUCGACCUCAAGCGGAGGAUAAGUGCAUUGAUCAUUCAGAAGCUCCAGGAUAUCUCUCCGUUAAAAAUUUCGAAAAUGUACUACAAAGGUUUUGAAGAGAGGAUGACGGCUCGCUAUCGCAUUACCGUCGUCAACUGGCCCCUCAAAGAGUUCAAUAGCCCUGGCGACAUCUCCCACAAGGGUGACCUGCAGCUCCUGUAUUGUGCAUGGGAGAGCGGCACGACACACUUCAAGCUUCUCAACGAUGAGGAACACAAGGAGUGGGAGGAGGAACGAUUCCAAGGAAGAAUGUGGGAGAUGCGUGGGCCGACAGCUGAGGAUGAGGGCAAGGAGGACGAGCCGAACAGUGUGUUACCCACAUCCCCUGUGCAGUCACCUGUGCCCGAGUCCACCGCAUCCAACGGCGAGCCCAUUGACGUUAAUGCCACAGCUACGAUGACCAUCAAUGAAGGGGCCGGGUCUGUGAAUGACGAUACCUCAUCCCCUUCCUCUGCAGCAUUGAUCGUGGGUCAGGGCACGUCCAGUCAGACGUCCUCCAGCGCAAAACGUCAUGCACUGGCCAAUGGUGCAGAAGCGCGCAAGAAGGCCAAGACCGUCCAGCCUCUCAGCAGCUUCAUCAACGUCGUCACAGGUGCUGACGGCAACCCCCUCACAGUUCAGAAGAAAACUCGCAAGGACCGCUCGGACAAAGGCAUGAAGAAGGGGCCAAGGAAGAAGCAAGCUGCCGGCAAUGAGAACACGAACCCAUCUUCGACCACCACCUCUGAACCUGCCCCACCCGUCUCUGUCCCUCCCACAUUGGCCACCUCUCCUCAUCGUCCCUCCACUCAUCGCCAUCGUGUUCCCCCUGCCUUGGCCUCUGCCUGCAAUACUACCUCUGCGCCUGUCAUUGCCCCGCCUACUGCCCCUGGCCCUACCGUUCCCAUCCCUGCACCUGCUGCCACCACACCCGGUACUCCUUCCACCUUUGCACCCGGUGGUGCUCCUUCUCCCUUCAUGCCUGGAGCUCCUUCCCCCUUCGUACCCGGCACUCCUUCCACCUUCGUGCCCGGUGAUGCCCCUUCCAUGUUCGUGCCGAGCACUCCUUCCAUCUUCACGCCCAGUGCUACUUCCAUCUUCGCGCCCGGUGUUCCUGCCGCCUUCACGCCCGGUGCUACUUCCAUCUUCGCGCCCGGUGGUCCUGCCACCUUCGCGCCCGGUGCUCCUGCCACCUUCGCGCCUGGUGGUCCUACCACCUUCGCGCCCGGUGCUCCUGCCACCUUCGCGCCCGGUGUCUCUACUCCUUUUGUCUUCAUGCCAGCUGGCCCUGCUCCCUCGCCCUUUGCAACUGAUGCAUCUCCGUUGCUAAAUAUAUAG